Melanotaenia boesemani (Boeseman's rainbowfish) is the source of this 1202-nucleotide messenger RNA. RefSeq lists its product as uncharacterized. The record is from RefSeq and is a predicted model, not a curated record. The transcript is spliced from 5 exons. The coding region runs from base 61 to 765 and encodes 234 amino acids. Lineage: Eukaryota; Metazoa; Chordata; Actinopteri; Atheriniformes; Melanotaeniidae.
GAAAAAGAGUGGCUCAUCCCGCCUUCCUGAACACAACACUUUCAGACAAACUGAGACACGAUGGCAGGAAAUAUGCAGGGAAUCUGUCAAUGUAGCAUUCUCCUCUCAGGAAUAUGCACGGCGGGGUUCCUCGCUGUACUUGGAUUAACUUUCCCGGUUGCACAGAUCACUUUAGGUUUGGUGUACAUGCAUGAGUGUCCAGUAGCACCAGUUAUCCCAGUGUAUGUGAUGGUGUUCGGGAUCUGGGCCCUGGUGAUGAUGGCUUCCUUGGCUUUGCCAAAGAUCCUCUGCCCGGCAUCUCCGACUCACGUGGUCUGGACUGUGUGGAUCAUCAUCCUGUCCGUAUUCUUCUUUGUCUGGCUCCUCUUUGGAAGUUACCAGGUUUAUUCCAUAUAUCCACCCAACUAUGACAGGAACACAAGCUCCAACAGCUCCAGUCUUCCUGCACCUGACAGCAAAUUCAGCCUCACCUCAGGGAACCAGAACCUUCUGAACCUCAACCAGACCUGGAGCAUCAGCCACAACCAGACUUCAGGGAAUCUUACUCAAACUUCGGGCCCCAGCAGCUCAAACAGGAAGACAAACAGAAAGCAUUCAGAUCAGGAGCCAGCUGCAGCGCCUCACUGCAGCAGGACCGUGUACCUGUUUGCUUUCUGGACCACCACGCUGGUCUACGUGGCCGCAGGACUCAUCCUGGUGACGAUCCUCUGUGUAUGGGGUUUGAUGGAAGCUGUAGAUAAGUGUGUCAAAUAUGCCACAACCUGAAUUCCUGAUAAGAGGAAUGUUGAAACUGGAGCUGUUUGUUGGAAAAGUCGGAUCCAGGUUCUUGUUGGCUGUGAGUGUUUACAGCAGUGUAUGAUUUACGCAACCUGAAAAGUGAAGAGAGCUCAGACUUUUUCUGAUUUGGAAACUGAAGUUUUAAAUUGCAUCAUUUAAAGUUAGUUAUUUCAACACACAGUAAAGGAAGUUUAAGAAUUUCCUGACACCAAAUAGAGAACUGAAAACAGUCCUGUUUGGGCUGAACAUAACCUGAAAGUCCAAAUGGGCUCUUAAAGGGACACUUGACUGUGUUUUUAAAUGGGGUUGUGUGAAUAUGUAUGAGCUGUCUAACACGCAGCAAACACAGUGUGUAAGUGUACAAAGUGAUUAUAGCCCCAAUUUAAAAAAGUUGGGACCCUUUGUAAAAUACAAAUAAAAACAGA